GAAUUUUAUGCCCAGUCCACGUAUUACUAAGUACGUCCGUGUUGGUUCGUGGUUAUAUUAUUCAAAUUAAAACUUUAUUUAGGUUAGAGAGAUUGAUGAUGCAAAUUUGAAAUUUUAUAACAUUAUCCGCACGUUGCUUAAGAAUUUAGUGAUACAGUAUAAUGUUUUACUUAGUACAACUAAAAAGAACAUACUAACGUCAGUUUUGAUUGUCCGAUUUUCGAACAUGAUUCGAUAAUUCCAGCCACGUGAAUUCUGUUCUUCAAGGUGUAUCGAUUUUUAAACAAACUGGCAUUAUUAAGAAUUUUGAAAGAGUUUAAAAAUGGCAAAGAGAGUGCAGUCACCUUGGGUUCCACCACAAAGAAAAAAUACCGUGGUUCUUAAAUUGUAUAAUAGUUUAACUAGAGACAAAGAAAUAUUUGUUCCACAGUUUGGAAAUCGCAUAUUGUGGUAUAGUUGUGGACCCACUGUCUAUGAUGCAUCACAUAUGGGACAUGCCAGAUCAUAUAUAUCUUUUGACAUACUAAGACGUGUCUUAUCCGAUUACUUUGGAUAUGAUAUUUUAUAUGUGAUGAAUAUUACCGACAUAGAUGAUAAAAUUAUAAAAAGAGCCAGGCAAACUUAUUUGUACGAGAAAUAUAUAGAAGAAACUCAUACCCUUGAUGAAAUUCUGGAUGACGCGAAAAGCGUGAUGCGUACCUUUGAAGAAACAGUGAAAACUACACACGAUACGGAUAAGAAGUGUAUGCUACAAAAAAUGUUGAAUAAUGUGGAAAAGGCCAUUGAAAGUCUUGAAAAUGCAGUGAAACUCGAAGAUGAAAACAAAAUGAAGGAAUCCCAAGAAUUGUUGUUAAAAGAAGCACGAGAUCCUUUGGCAGACUGGUUGGAUAAAAAAAAAGGAGUUACAGUUACAGAACACUCUAUAUUCAACAAACUGUCCCAACAUUGGGAAUCAGAGUUUCAUAAAGAUAUGGAUGCUCUAAAUGUAUUAAGACCAAAUGUUUUGACAAGAGUUAGCGAAUAUGUUCCCGAGAUUGUAGCAUUCAUUGAAAAAAUUAUAGAAAACGGACACGCAUAUGAGAGUAAUGGUUCCGUGUACUUUGACGUUGCUAUGUUUGAUAAGCAAGAGAAACAUUACUACGCUAAACUUGUACCAGAGGCAUAUGGUGAUACGUCAAGUUUACAAGAAGGAGAAGGAGACUUGACCGCCUCCGAGUCAUCUGAAAAAAAGUCACCGAUAGAUUUUGCACUUUGGAAACAUUCAAAAGAAGGAGAACCAUGGUGGGAAAGUCCUUGGGGUAAUGGACGACCUGGUUGGCAUAUAGAGUGUUCAGUUAUGGCAUCUAUCAUUUGUGGAGAUAGUUUAGACAUUCACACCGGAGGGGUGGAUCUAAAAUUUCCGCAUCAUGAUAAUGAAAUAGCACAAGCAGAAGCAUACUUUGAUAAUUCUAAUUGGGUUAGAUAUUUUUUGCAUUCUGGUCAUCUGACCAUAGCAGGUUGUAAAAUGUCAAAAUCUCUAAAAAAUUUUAUUACUAUACAAGAUGCAUUAAAGAAACAUUCGGCAAGGCAGCUCAGACUUGCGUUCCUUCUACAUUCGUGGAAAGAUACGUUAGAUUAUAGCGAUAACACCAUGCACAUGGCGAUUCAAUAUGAAAAAUUCUUAAAUGAAUUCUUUUUAAACGUAAAGUGUAAAAUUAGAUGUUUGAGCACGGGAACAAAUAUUAAUACUUUUACUAAAUGGAGAAAUUCCGAAAUGGAAUUAAAUGCAAAGUUCUGUAACGCUAAGGAUUCUGUACAUAAUGCACUGUGUGAUAAUAUUGAUACAAGGAGCGCGCUUGAUGCAAUCAGAGAUCUAGUGACACACUGCAACAUUUAUAUGAACCAAAGUAAACAGCCUAACACACUGUUGCUUAGGGACGUUGCGGUUUAUAUUACAAAAAUAUUUACUAUAUUUGGUGCAAUAUCAUCUUCGCAUGAUACUAUUGGAUUCCCACUUGAUGAUAAGAUUGCAGAUGUGAACGUUGAAGAUGUUGUUAUGCCAUAUCUUGAAAUUCUGGCAAAUUUCCGACAAGAAGUAAGAAACGAAGCUAAAAUUUUGAAAGCCAGUAGUAUUCUUGAGGAGUGUGAUAAAUUACGUGACGAGACUUUACCAAAUAUCGGAGUACGUUUGGAAGAUAGCAACGAAGAAAACUGUUCGGUUAAACUAGUAAACAGAGAGGAACUUUUAAAGGAGAGGGAAUGCAAACAGAGACUUGAACUUGAAAAAUCACUGGAAAAAGAAAAACGGAAGACGGAAGCUGCCGCGGCAGCUGCAGCAAAAGAAGCACAAAGAAAAAUUCCUCCCUCAGAGAUGUUUAAGUUAGAAAAGGAUAAAUAUUCUCAAUUUGAUAGUAACGGUAUACCAACGCAUGAUAUCAAUGGUAAAGAACUUAGCAAAGGACAAAUGAAGAAACUGCAAAAAUUGCAGCAAGCGCAAGAGAAAAAAUAUAACGAAUACGUUACUUCUAUGCAAAACGGUGCAUAACAAUCUUUUCUAACAUAGUAUUAAUUUUGCGCGUUAAGAACAUAAUCGCUCAAGAAAACUAUUAUAUUGUUUUCAUGGGCCUGAGAUAUUUAUUUUCACCUUACUUUCGCUCCAUUGCAUCACUUAUUAAUUUAUUAUUGUCUAUGCAAUAUUUAUGUUGAUGCUUAUAUUUGU
Messenger RNA from Colletes gigas, 2698 nucleotides. RefSeq names its product cysteine--tRNA ligase, cytoplasmic (gene CysRS). NCBI's taxonomy places the organism in Eukaryota, Metazoa, Arthropoda, Insecta, Hymenoptera, Colletidae. Gene Ontology annotation, cellular component: cytoplasm. Bases 323 to 2524 code for a protein of 733 amino acids. Gene Ontology annotation, biological process: cysteinyl-tRNA aminoacylation. The record is from RefSeq and is a predicted model, not a curated record. Gene Ontology annotation, molecular function: ATP binding; cysteine-tRNA ligase activity. The transcript has 10 exons.